AUGCUGAUUGGCUCAGUCCAUGCUGCCUCCCGGGGUAAUCUCGUUUUCGCCCUCCCCAUCCGUCUCUCGCUCAAUGAAAGCCACGACACCGCAGGAUUUUCAGCAUCGCCUGGCCUACGAAGGGAGGCGAUCUACGAACCGAACCACCCUCGCUCGCGUGUCGCCACUGUCCGAACGAUAGGAAGCAAGGCGAACGGCGAACGACGAUGA
This is a messenger RNA of Soboliphyme baturini, 210 nucleotides long. The record is from the annotation of a GenBank genome assembly. Lineage: Eukaryota; Metazoa; Nematoda; Enoplea; Dioctophymatida; Soboliphymatidae.